AUGGCGUUCAAGUUUGUCGCUUUCGCCGCCCUCGUGGCCGUCGCCAACGCCGGUGUUCUCGCGCCCGGUGCCCCCUUGGCUUACGCCACGGGCCCCGCGGUCGUCGCCGCCCCCGUUGCCAAGGCCGUGGUAGCUAAGGCCGUCGACGCCGAUUACGACCCGCAUCCGCAGUACAGCUACGCCUACGAUGUGCACGACAGCCUGACCGGCGACGCCAAGAGCCAACAGGAGACCCGCGACGGCGACCUCGUCCAGGGUAGCUACUCCCUCUUGGAGGCCGACGGCACCAGGCGCAUCGUCGACUACACCGCUGACCCGGUCAACGGAUUCAACGCCGUAGUCCGCAAGGAACCCGCCGCCGUCGCCGUCAAGGCCGUCGCCCCGGUCGCCGCCGCCCCCAUCGCGCACGCACCCCUCGCCUACGCUGCCCCGGUCGCCAAGAUCGCCGCCCCUGUGGCCCAUGCCGCCCCCCUCGCCUACGCUUCUCCAGUCGCCAAGCUGGCCUCCCCGAUCGCUAGCUCCCUGUCUUACUCUGCUCCUCUCUCUUACUCCGCUCCUCUCUCUUACUCCGCUCCUCUCUCUUACUCCGCCCCCCUCUCUUACUCCGCUCCCCUCUCUUACUCUGCCGGCAUUGCUAAGAUCGCUGCCCCCGCUGUAGCCCACUACGGACACGCUGCACCCCUUGCCUAUGCCGGCUAUGCCGCGCACGCCGCCCCCCUUGCCUACGCCGCGCAUUCCGCCCCUCUCGCGUACGCCGCGCACGCAGCCCCCAUCGCUAAGAUCGCCGCCCCCAUCUCCUAUGCCGCCCCCGCUGCCUACAUCCACUAA
This is a messenger RNA of Temnothorax curvispinosus, 828 nucleotides long. RefSeq names its product cuticle protein 21-like. Gene Ontology annotation, cellular component: extracellular matrix. The transcript is spliced from 2 exons. Lineage: Eukaryota; Metazoa; Arthropoda; Insecta; Hymenoptera; Formicidae. The coding region runs from base 1 to 828 and encodes 275 amino acids. The record is from RefSeq and is a predicted model, not a curated record.